GUUUGAAACCUGUAGUGAGUCAACUGAGAGACUGGGCCUGGUGGACACCGCAGCCAUAUUACUGCUUUUAUCAACUAUCCAGAUCCUCUGAAAGCAGCUACUUAACCCUCUGCAUGGUCACAGAGCUGCAGCCAAACAGAGAAGCAUGAGAAACUGGAGCGCAAAAUUCAAGAGGCAAGAACAUGGAGGUGAAGACGGGUCUUCUUCUCACACCAAGACCCCCGCCAGUCCAGCAGAGCCUGUGUGGGUCACUCACACACCUCAGCCUAACAGUGUAACGGACGACAGUGAUGAAGACAGCAUGUCCAUGAGCCACACAUCCAGCUCUCCGUAUAAUGCCGAAAACAGCAAAAGGAGCAUGAACUUCAAACUUAGAUCCCUCAUUCCUAAAUCGCUGGGUGGGAUCAUAAAUAAGCGUGCAGGAGAGAGUGACUCUGAAACUCCCAGAACUGGAAUCCAGAUUCUUCCCAAUGGGACCAGGGUGAGCCCCCCGGUGAGUCCCUUCCUGGAGCGCAGGAACUGGGAUGAGUCGUCAGGGAACUCCACCGAAGACUCAAAGAAGUCUUUGCUCAGACAAACCACCCCAGAGUGUUUCUGUCAGAGCCCACAGGAAGAGUCUCUGCUGACCAGCAUCCACCCUGCAGAGUACUACGCUGCCAAGGUGGAGGUCUAUCAGCGGAAGUACUCCUAUUUGAAAUCAUGGCCGGGUUUGCUCAGGCUGCUGGCUGGGCUCCAGCUCCUGUUUGGCGGCGUGGUGUCUGCAUGUGUCGUUGCCUACAUACACAAGGACAGUGAGUGGCUCAACACCUAUGGGCUCUACAGUGGAAUAAACAACAAUAGGCUCGGACUGUCUGGGUACAGCUACACAGGGCCUAUGACUGGCUUUGUUAUAUCUGUAGCUGGGAUCUCCUGGAUGAUUACUCUGAGUUUGCUAGUGACAGGAAUGACCAUGUAUUAUCGAACCAUCCUCCUGGACUCCUCCUGGUGGCCCCUGACUGAGGCCUUCAUCAACCUGGCCCUGUUCCUGCUUUACCUGGCCGCAGGGAUCGUAUACAUCAAUGACUUGAAUCGAGGGGGGCUGUGCCACAUGACGAUCGGGGUUAACCACAUCAUGGCCAAUCUGUGUCGAGUUGAUGGAGGCCAGAUGGCGGGAACGGCGUUCCUCUUCAUCAAUAUGAUCAUGUACCUGGGAAGCUUCCUGGUUUGUCUGAAGAUGUGGAGGCAUGAGGCUGUUCGGAAGUUCAGGCACAACGCUGACAAAAAGGGUGAGUUUAACCAGACCAUUUCCCUAAACACACAGAGAACAAAACAGAUGUCGUUUAGGGAUGAGCCUGAUAAACCUUUGCAUAAAGACGGUGACUUCCAACCUGAACUGCCCCCUAAUGUCUGCAAAUCAAGUGUCAGCCCAAACAGAGCCACUGUGUCCAAUCAUACACCCAAAAUACAUGUCGUCGCAGAUUACAUAAUUAAGUAUCCAGAGAUCAGAUCUGAAGAGGAACGGGAAAAAUACAAAGCUGUUUUCAAUGACCAGUACCUGGAGUACAAGGACCUUCAUGGAGGCAUCAUUACCACCCUCAAUAAGUUCAGAGAGCUGGAUACUGUGGUGAAUCAACUUCCCAGAAAGGGGAAGAGCUUGGAGGAUCAACAGAGGAUUCAAAAUAUUUUAAAAACAUAUCAAGACAAAAAAAACGAUCCUGCUUUUCUGGAGAAGAAGGAACGCUGUGACUACCUAAAAGCUAAAUUACGACACAUUAAAAACAGAAUCCUAGUUUAUGACCAGGAGACUGCAGUCAUAAUAAGUGAGUACAUGUUGGAGCAGGAGCCUCAGAGAGCCUCAGAGAGCCUCAGAGAUCCGGUGGGCUGGGGUUGUGCCGUGGCCCUGCUCAGACACACAGAGGCUCCUGGGAGGAGACCUGCCACAGUCCGGCCCCACAGGUGUCUGUUUACGGGGCCGAUGCGAGUUGAAGGCGUGUUUCCAGUUCACGGCCGUCAGACCGGAUACCGAUUAGACCCGGAGCGCCGCGACUCAACCUAUGACCCAGCUGGGAAUAUUCCCAGAAAUAUGUAUGAGCCUCGGUACUAUGACAGCCCCCCUGUGUACAGUCCUCCGUACAGCACCACCUCCCACAGUCUCUACCCCCCAAGAAGCGUCCAUUCCCGUCAGAACCAGUAUGUCUCCUACACCCACCAGCCUCCUCCUGAUUCCUACUACAUGGAGGGGCAGCCGCAGCACUUCUACAGGUGGUUCUCUCCUCCGGGUUUUGUUAAAACCUUCCAAGGAACCACAGCCCUCAUGUGCUUCCUUAUCUUUGCCUGCGUGGCUUCAACUCUGGUGUGGGACAUGAAUGGGUUUGGGUACGGGGGAUACGGUGUUGGGGACACAGUCUCUGUGGGCGGAGCUGGCUCAGGUUAUUAUGGAGGCAGCUACGGCUACGGUGGCUCCUAUAUGACGCCGCAGGCGGCUAAGGCAGCGAUGAUUUCCAUGGCAGCAAUCAACUUCCUGGUUUCACUGAGUUUCCUGGUGGGAAGUUUCUCCAGGUCCCGGAUGAUGCGAGGGUGCAGGUUCUACCUCACCAUUUUCAUCUGUGACAUCAUCCUGGCUGUUCUUCAGGGUAUCAUCGAUAUCAUCUUUGUGAUCGGGGUGAACCCCAUGUCUCAGAGCUCACAGAGCAUGCUGUAUAACCCCAUGCUGAGGAUGUGUCAGAACAUCCAGGGGACCCCGAGUCUGAGCGGCAGUGUGGGGGCCGGUUUCCCUGGAGGCUUUCCCCUGUACAAUCAAUACCUUUACCACUACUGCUUCAUGGACCCUGAGGAGGCAGUGGGGUUUGUUCUAGGCCUGCUGGUGGUUGUAGCGCUGUCUAUUUCUGCUUACUACGCCUACAAGACCCGCAGCAAGAUUUGGCGCCAUGGAAAAUCAAACAUCUUGUGGGAUGAGCCGAUGGUCAGGCUGUCAGACGGGCAUGAUGUUCUGGACUGGGUGAACGAUGUCGGGGAGGCACGCAGCACCCAGCAGGCGCCCACCGUCGUGAUGUCAGAGCGCGCGGCGCCCAACCUGAAGGCAGAGAACAACUUCGGCUACAGUGAAGGGCACAAGGAAGCUGAUGCUUGUCUAAUCUCCAGUUCCUGCACAGAGAACAGCGCCAAGCGCGACACUGAGCCUGUUUACCAAAACAUCAGAGCUGCAGUCAGUUCCAGCAGCUCCGACGACAGCGUGAGGAAGCCUCCUCUUCAUCACACCAACAAGAGGGAGCCUCCUCUUCAUCACACCAACAAGAGGGAGCCUCCUCUUCAUCACACCAACAAGCGGUUGCAGAAACAGCUCACAGGAUCCACGCCUGCAGCUCAGCAGGCGGCUGAGUCCCAGUACGAAACUGGUUACACCUCUGGGGACACUGGUAAUGAGCUGGACUGGGACCAGAGAGAUUACCUGUACAGGCUGUACCCAGCCAUCACCACAGACGAGCAGCGCCGCCAGUACAAGAGAGAGUUUGACUCGCAUCUGGCCCACUACAAGACGCUCUGCUCUGAGAUGGACCACAUCAGUGACCAGGUGCACAAACUGAGCCGAGAGCUGGACACGCUGGACGAAGGCUCUGGGAGGCACCAGGCUAUAGCAGAUGAAUACAACCGGCUGAAAGACCUGAAAAAGACGGAAGACUAUCAGGCUAAGAAGAGACAGAGCAAAGAACUUCGAAGAAAACUUUUCCACAUCAAACAUCUGGUGAAAAUCUACGAUCAAGGCUUCUGUUAAAGAACCUCCUGAUAACUCAUCGGCCCUUUGGAGUCAGUAUUAAGUUGUUGCCUGGAAAUAUAUAUGUGCUGCACGUGAAGUCGACAUGUUCUCUAGCUUAUCUGCAAAAAGUUCCAGGAUGUUUUCUGAGACUGAUCUGUUGCUUGGUUAUUUUAGGUUUCUUCCAGCCAUCCAUUAUCUGUCCACCCUUCUCCCCAACGUUUUGGGAGAGAGGCGGGGUCACCCUGGACAGGUCGCCUGUCUGUCGCAGGGCAACACAAGAGACAAACAGGACAAACAACCAUACACACACACACACACACACCUAGGGAGAAUGUAGAGAAACCAAUUAACCCAACAGUCAUGUUUUUUGGACUGUGGGAGGAAGCCAGAGUACCUGGAGAGAACCCAGCAUGCACAAGGAGAACAUGCGAACUCCAUGCAGAAAGAUCCCGGACCGGGAAUCAAACCCGGGACCUUCUUGCUGCAACAGUGCUACCAACUUCACCACUGUGCAGCCCUGUGACUUACCAUA
Messenger RNA from Poeciliopsis prolifica (blackstripe livebearer), 4265 nucleotides. RefSeq lists its product as uncharacterized. Gene Ontology annotation, biological process: positive regulation of transcription elongation by RNA polymerase II; snRNA transcription by RNA polymerase II. The transcript is spliced from 15 exons. The record is from RefSeq and is a predicted model, not a curated record. Gene Ontology annotation, cellular component: membrane; transcription elongation factor complex. The coding region runs from base 146 to 3751 and encodes 1201 amino acids. Gene Ontology annotation, molecular function: cis-regulatory region sequence-specific DNA binding. NCBI's taxonomy places the organism in Eukaryota, Metazoa, Chordata, Actinopteri, Cyprinodontiformes, Poeciliidae.